Messenger RNA from Coregonus sp. 'balchen', 3459 nucleotides. Lineage: Eukaryota; Metazoa; Chordata; Actinopteri; Salmoniformes; Salmonidae. The record is from the annotation of a GenBank genome assembly.
AUAAUUCGGUUUACGUCAUUAUAUUGACAAUAUCUAAAUUAACUCCAAUUGAACUCCCCUCUGCAAAGUCUGGUUGGGAAAUUACACUAUGUUUAAUCCGGAAGAGAGACGAAUGCAGUUCGAUUGAAGAGACAUUGUCAUUCUUGAACAGAAAGGUAUCUGCAAUAUUACUUAAGCCAUGCUUUUCUUUUGGUAGCUAACACUUUCUGCAGGUUAUGUAUCAGGCCUAUUAACUAAGUUGGUUUGAAUGGAACUGAAUAAAAAAUGCAUCGAGCCAAGGUCAGUAAAUAAAGCUAGCUAGCUAGUUAGCUAACAAACCAGCUCUGAUUCAGGUUUAUAAAAAACUCCAGUUUGACAGUCAACCAUCGAGGCAUUUCUGUCAACUUGUAGUUCAUGUAGAUAGUGUCAUGACUUGCCCUCAUGGGUUGAGGAUCAAACAUUCCUGCUAGGCAAAGGUUUGAACAUCCCUUUUCCUGGGGGCCAGUUUUAUGACUUAACAGCCGGUCAUAAAUAGUUUGCAGAAAAAUACUCAUUUUGGUCUCUAGUAUGGGAAGAAAGAAUUUCCCUGUGAGACAAAGGAAGUCUUCCCGCCAAGACUCCAACAUCCAAAAGUGGAUAAUGAAACAAUAUUCCUACUUAAAAGAAUGUGGGAAAUGGUCAGUGGGGAUCUAAAGAAUAACGUGAAGAGUGAGCAAAACGUUGCAAAUGGUUGAAACUCUACAGACUAGCAGACGUGAAGAGUGAGCUAAACGUUGCAAAUGGUUGAAACUCUACAGACUAGCAGACGUGAAGAGUGAGCAAAACGUUGCAAAUGGUUGAAACUCUACAGACCAGCAGACGUGAGGCGUGAGCUAAACGUUACAAAAUGGUUAAAAAUGACAACUCCAUUACCAAAGGAAGACCAGCAGACGUGAAGCGUGAGCCAAACGUUGCAAAUGGUUGAAUUUCUACCCAGACCAGCAAGCCCCAGAAAACGAGACGUUAGUCCACAUGUUUGAAAUGGAGAAACUCUGAAACUCUCAACCUCUACACGAGGUGAAGAAGAAGACAAUGCACUAGACCUUAUCAUUUCAGUCUGCAGCUGGCAUGUAUAGUCGUCUAGAGAACUUUCACUAUAGACACGAAGUGGGAAGGACAAUCCCUCAGACAACCGCUGGUACAUCUGAAGUAUCCAUUCUAACCAGCACUAUGACCAGAAACUCUACCAAGGACAUUGGGAUCUCUGGUGGGCAAACCAGAGUCCUACAUCAUCAACUCAACUAUCGAGGACAGCUACACGUAAAUACAUGUUGCAUUUCUAAUCCGAAUGAGCGUUAUUAGGGUGCGUAAGUAUUAUGAUUACUGUGAGCAUAGUCUCCAAAGGAACCACGAUAGUUUGAAUCUGUCUCUCCCUUCCACUCUGACCCUCCUUCUACCCAAGCAGUCAUGCGAUUGUUAGUCCAGUCCACUAGGGACCUGUUUUCAUUGUAUUACGUUAGUAAUCAAUAACCUAUGUUAUAAUAAUAAUAAUAAUAUGCCAUUUAGCAGACGCUUUUAUCCAAAGCGACUUACAGUCAUGCGUGCAUACAUUUUUGUGUAUGGGUGGUCCCGGGGAUCGAACCCACUACCUUGGCGUUACAAGCGCCGUGCUCUACCAGCUGAGCUACAGAGGACCACGUUAUGUUAUUAUGUUAUUAUUUAGUUAGUAAAUAAAUAAUUAAGCCAAUUUGUGUAUUGCUGAUUCAUCAAUAAGGUUAGGGUUCUUGCAGGUUCAAGGAUUAUGCAACGUUCAGAAUGAGACUGAUGAGGUAAUUAUUUGAUAAGUGACUGUUAUCGAUAUAUAACAUAUCUUCUAAGAGUUUAAUUCUGGAGAUGGUAACUCAUUAAACAACUUAUUCCGUGGUGCCCCAAAUUCCUAAUGAGUUAAUUGUUACAUGAUUAAUUUAAUCAAGUGACAAUUAAACAUAGUUAGGUGAUUCGAUAAAUAAGUCAUACAUGAAAGUAAGUCACGUCACGACAAUAUUAAGUAGGAAUAGUAGAAUAAUGACGAAUAUGGUAAUUUGCAAUACCCCAUAUUUAAAUGCUUUUGCACAUGAGUCAAUAAAUAAUUUAUUGGUUGUGUUCUCACCAGUGCAGUUUACCCCAGAUUGUGAGCAGUUCAUGCACAUUAUUAAUAGGCAGAGAUUAUGUCACUCAUUGAAUUUAUGCUACCUCUGCAGGCCAGAUGAACAACCUGAAUGACCCCCAGGAAUGGAACAUCAGGCCAGAGCAGAGAGGGGGUGGUGGUGGUGGCGAUUUGAACAAGUGGAACUAUGCCCUACUGGUGCCAAUGAUUAGCCUCGCUGCCUUCCGUAAGUACUGAAUUACAUAAGUUGCCUGCUCAAGACUUCAGAAGCACAGAGCAGGUUGCCUGUUAUGACUAGACAUAAUAACAAUGUUACUGACUCUGCAUUACUGGGCGAUCAGAGGGCCACUGUGCUCAGUUUACAGACAUCAGUUUUAGGCCAAUAAAAAUGUACUGUACUGCUGAUGUCUUACCAUAUGCAUUAACUCUCAAUGCACAUCCUGAAAUCCAAGAUUGGCAUGUCUGAUGACAAACUUUCCUUACUUUCAUUUGGUAAGAUAAGGUAAGUGGCAACAUUUUGCAUCCACAACUUGUAAGACACAGGUAGAUAGCAAGCUAAAUGCAAACAUCUUUCAGGGUGGAUCUGGUCCAGGGAGUCACAGAGGGAAGUGUUGGAGGUGAAAGAAAAGUACGACAAGAGCAUGCAGGCCAUCCGCGAUGACAUGGAGCUGAAGUACAAGGACACGCUGAGAGAGAACCGACGGGAGACGGUCCACCUGGAGCUGGAACUGGAGAAGGAGAAGAACCGCGUGCAGGGCUACCGCCAGGCCAUAGCCUCCCAGAGCCAGCAGCUGAUGGAGGAACGCAGGAGGCUUAGCCAGGAGCGGGAGGCCCUGACUGGGGAGAAGAGCCGGCUGCUGCAGGCGGGCGCAGCAGGGGCCCUCUUCCACACGGCUCUGGAGAGGGAGAGUGAGAGCAAGUGGCACCGGAGAGCCAUAGCCGCUCUGAGGGAGGUGGAGGAGGGUCUGGUGGAGAGGCAGGGGGCUUUCUGCAGCAUCAUGGUGCCCCGGGAGAAGAGGCUGGAAAUGGAGAAGGACGUGCUGGUCAGAGCUGGCAGGGAACGGGCUCUCGCCCAGCUGGACAUGGAGGCCGGCCUGAAGGACAUCUUUAAAAAUGACCGCCACUGUGCACAGUACCUGAACACUGACAAGCGCAAGAACGGUAGUCUGAUGUGGAUCUACCUCAGAUACUGGCAGCUGCAGGUCACACUACAGAAACACAGGAGAGCAGAGGCCAUGUUGUUAGAAACACAGUCUAGCAAUCUAUGAUGUCGCUGGGAUUAUGAUCCAAAGUGAUAUUUAUUAAUGAUGUAUAAUACACUACCAGUCUAAAGUUUGGACACACCUACUCAUUCA